ACUGAAUUGAUGUUUGUUGAUCUGUAACCUCUGUCACAAUCAGUGACCGUCUCAUGUCCGUCAAAUGCCAAAUGCACAAUUAAUCUGGCUUAAAUUUUAUAUGCACGAUUGUCAUCAAAUGGUCAAAUGGCCAAAUUGCAAAAAGUUUAUAACCAUUGCAUAAGAGCUGACUAGUUAUUGACUAGGAGUCUUUUUGUUAUCUUUGGCAAUACAAAAGUUAAUAUAUCGAUGAUAAGUAUGGGCUUUUAAAGCCUCAUAAAGUGUUUGGGUCCACUUUUGUGAAACUGUACUAUUGUCUGAUAGAUGAUAAUCAUGGUGCAAUGGGCGGAGUUGGAAGUUCAAAAAUAUUGGCUAAAUUGCAGAACAAGUGCCUCAUUUUCUAGUUUUAGGCUUUCCAGGAGUAAUGCCCUGAAUUGCAAUAUGUUAAUCAGUGAAGACAAGGCCCAAAAUGUACACUAAUUUGCCAACAUUAAUCAUCAUGUUCAGUGUAAUCAGGUCGAGUUUGAUUAAUACAAUUAUUUUAAGUACAAACAUGAAAGAAACUAGAAAGAGAUCGUGAGACACAUAACCUUUCCACAUCUCGGUCAACAGACAAUGGAUUCCCACAAAAGAACCUCAAAAAUAAUGGAAAAGAAAGAAAAAAUAUAAUUAGUAUCAUCUAAGAGAAGAGAAAUUAAAAGAAAAACUCUAAUAAUGGAUUAACAAAGGCUAAUCCUCACACUCUUCCCAUUUUCCUCCCUCUUAAUUUCCCCCAAAAAGACAAAAUAAAAAAAAAACAGAAAAAAGGAAAAAUUCAGUUAGAUAGGGUUUAAAUUUUUUCCCGGCGAAAUGGAGAAACGUGAAGAUCACGCAACAGAAUCAUCGGAAACUAUUCCUCACAAAUCCAACGAUCUCGAGAACACAAAUCAUCCCGAUGAAUCGGAACACCAAUCGCAAAACAACGAUCCAACCGAAACGGCGACAACGCCUGAAUCAGAAUCUUCCCAGCUCAGCCUUCCCCAGGUGAUGGAAGCGGUCGACGAUUUCAUCCAAUCACUUUCCUCCUCCACCGAUCCGUUACAAGAGAUUCCUCCAGCCGUGGAGCCUUUCCCGGAGACGGUCGAUUCAUUGGUCUCGAAGAUGGAAUCUUCAGGCCUUGGACGGGACGAAUCAGAGGACUCUGCUUUCAUCAACGCCGUUAACCGUAUUUCGAUUUCGGUUAUCAGACUGAGAGAGCUUAAUCUAGAUUCAACCCCGGUUUCUUCGUGGCUAAACCGGGCGAGUUCGGUUCAACACCGUGCCGUUUCUCUUCUCGACGAAGAGUUUCGUCACCUUCUAGAUCGUUCCAAAGAUAACAAGAAGAAGAACGGAGACGGACACAACAACCACGAUGAAUCGGAUGAUAAUAAUCCACCACAAGAGGAAGAAACGUUCCCGGAUAUUCCACCGGAAUCAAUACCCACGCUGAAGAAAAUCGCCGGAGCCAUGAUCUCCGCGGGGUACGAAACAGAGUGCUGCAUGUCGUACGAAACGUCGAGACGCCACGCGUUCAAGGAGGAGCUGAGCGAGAUCGGAUUCGAAGGGAUCAGCGUGGAAGACGUGCAGAGAAUCCCCUGGGAGUCUCUCCAGGGAGAAAUCGCUUCGUGGAUCUCGAUCGUCCGCCGCUGCUCCUCCGUGCUUUUCCCCGGAGAGCUUUCUCUCUGCAGAACCGUCUUCCCGGAACAAGACCACGCUUCGCUCCGCAGAGGACUCUUCACAGGCCUUGUGUCCGCAGUAACAAUCCGGUUCCUAGAUUUCUCAGGUGCCGUGGUCCUCACGAAACGAUCCUCAGAGAAGCUUUUCAAGUUCCUUGACAUGUACGAAACGUUAAGAGAGUUGAUCCCAGCCGUUGAAGAAUCUGAUUCAGAUCUGAUCCAAGAGAUUAAACUUUCUCAGACGAGGCUAGGAGAAGCGGCAGUGACUAUAUUCGGAGAGCUAGAGAACUCUAUCAAAACCGAUAUAGGAAGAACACCAGUUCCAAGCGGAGCUGUUCAUCCACUAACACGUUACACGAUGAACUAUCUCAAGUACGCAUGCGAGUACAAAGACACUCUAAACCAAGUGUUCCAACACUACGAGAAGGCUGAGACAGACGAAACAGAACCUGAACCAGAGAGAAACCAACGAGAAGACGACGAGGAGUACAGAACGUCAGCUUUCGCUAGACAGAUGAUCAGGGUGAUGGAACUGCUCGACGCUAAUCUAGAAGUUAAGUCAGGACUGUACAGAGACCCGUCGCUACGAUCUAUCUUCCUUAUGAACAACGGGAGAUACAUUCUUCAGAAGAUCAAAGGCUCUAUAGAGAUAAGAGACUUGAUGGGACAAGCGUGGACGAGGAAAAGAUCGACGGAGCUCAGACAGUACCAUAAGAGCUACCAGAGAGAGACUUGGGGGAAGGUAUUGCAAUGUAUGAAUCAAGAAGGGCUGCAGGUGAACGGGAAAAUAUCGAAGACGGCUUUGAAAGAGAGGUUCAAGGUUUUUAAUAAUAUGUUCGAUGAGAUUCACAAGACGCAGAGCACGUGGAUUGUGAAUGAUGAGCAGAUGCAAUCGGAGCUAAGGGUUUCGAUCGCGGCGUUGGUGAUUCCGGCUUAUAGGUCUUUCUUUGGGAGGUAUAAGCAGCAUAUUGAUUCGGGGAGGCAUACGGAUAAGUAUGUUAAGUAUCAGCCUGAAGAUAUAGAGUCUGUUAUUGAUGACUUGUUUGAUGGGAAUCCAGCUUCUAUGGGACGGAAGAGGACUUAAAAAACUAUGAGAGUAUGACAAAUGAUAUGGUUACUUCUGCUUCUUACUCUUUUUUUUUCAUCAAUCCUUCUAUGAUUAUUUUUCCUUAAGUUCAUGUUUAUAGAACCAUUCUCGAUCUGAGACUACCAUGAAAUUUUUUUGCUUUCUUUUUUUCUUUUAUAAGUUGUUAUGUUUCAACUUCCUGUCCUAAUAGGUUGUGACUGAAACUUGUUUAGAACUCAAUAAAAAGAGUACUUAAGAAUUCUCUGUUAAAAUAUUUGAGAGUUAUUUAACUCGAGUUACAGGUGUUAAGACACGAAACUGUCUUCAAAAUACAUUUGAAUAUUUGUGUGUUUAAAAGAUGAUUUGGUUUGUGAUAAGUUGAUCUUGUGGUAAUACUAAUUUGAAGAUGUGUUAAGAGGUUUCUUUAUAGCAAUUAUAUAUAACGAUUUUUUUAUUGAUGUUAUACAAACUUGGCUUUAUUGACGCCAUACACAACCCACAAGCUUCAGACAUUAAUAGAAGCAAAAUAUGUAUGCAAACCUAGCUUUAUCAGUAACCUAAUGCAUGAUCACAAGAAAGCAAUACAACCCUUUUAUCAGUGAAGACAAGGAUGUAUUAUUGAUAGAUGGCCUUAUUUCAAAGAAGUACAGAAAACAAACCACAUGUAAAGAAAUAAUUGAGGUUUUGGAUCUUAAUCUCUUGGUUUAGAUCUGUAUAAGUAAAAAGAAUUACAAAUUCUUGAGAGUUUUUUAGGUAAAGGACACAAAGUAAAUCUCUUCUUCAUUGGUGCUUUCACAUUGUAACACCAGAAUGAGCCAAAAAGGCCUCUCUUCACAUGUCUUUGUUUGGUAGUGGAAAAGAAACAAGAAUUUUAGUUAAACAGUGGUUGGUAUAAAAAAAUUAUAGAUCACGGACUGAAUAUAUUGCAAUCACACACACACACACUUGCAUACAUUAUCAUCAAGAAGGAGAAAAGG
Molecule: messenger RNA, 3716 nt
Organism: Brassica rapa (field mustard)
Lineage: Eukaryota; Viridiplantae; Streptophyta; Magnoliopsida; Brassicales; Brassicaceae
Product: exocyst complex component EXO70B1
Biological process (GO): exocytosis
Cellular component (GO): exocyst
Molecular function (GO): phosphatidylinositol-4,5-bisphosphate binding
Source: RefSeq, a predicted model, not a curated record